This is a messenger RNA of Coffea eugenioides, 1484 nucleotides long. Its product is annotated as serine/threonine-protein kinase ATG1t. The record is from RefSeq and is a predicted model, not a curated record. Gene Ontology annotation, molecular function: ATP binding; protein serine/threonine kinase activity. Gene Ontology annotation, cellular component: cytoplasm; autophagosome. Lineage: Eukaryota; Viridiplantae; Streptophyta; Magnoliopsida; Gentianales; Rubiaceae. Gene Ontology annotation, biological process: peptidyl-serine phosphorylation; autophagy; protein autophosphorylation.
AGCAAUGGAGACUGAUGAGAUAGCAGAGAACGAUUCGUCGGACUCAAACGACCUGGGAAGAAUUCAAGACUACGUUUUGAAAUCCCUACUUAGCGAAGGCAGCAGAGGAUCAGUGUCGAGAGUGUGGAAAGCGAGGCACAGAGAAAGCGGGCAAAUAGUAGCUUUAAAGCAAAUCCAACUCUCAAAGCUUACCCGCAGCCUCAAGAACUGCUUGGAGUGCGAAGUCAACUUCUUAUCCUCUGUUAAUCACCCAAAUAUCAUCCGUCUUCUCGGUGUUUUCGAGGCUGAAGGCAGCAUUUUUCUCAUCCUGGAGUUUUGUGCUGGGGGCAAUCUCGGUGCUUAUAUCCGGAAUCAUGGUAGAGUGCAAGAAUGCAUAGCUAAAAGAUUCAUGCAACAGAUUGCUGCUGGAUUAGAGGUGCUGCAUUCACACCUAAUCAUCCACCGUGACUUGAAGCCAGAGAACAUUCUGUUGUCAAGCUCUGAUGGUGAUGCUCUGCUGAAAAUUGCUGAUUUUGGUCUCUCAAGAAUUUUACACCCUGAUACCUUUGCUGAGACAGUCUGUGGGUCUCCAUUAUACAUGGCUCCAGAAAUUCUUCAAUUUCAAAAAUAUGAUGAAAAGGUUGACAUGUGGAGCAUUGGUGCAAUUCUUUUUGAACUUCUUAAUGGCUACCCUCCUUUUCAUGGUAGGACUAGUGUUCAGCUUUUGCAGAAUAUCAAGGAAUCUUCAUAUCUUCCCUUUUCUCAGCUGGUUCUUUCUGAGUUGCAUCCGAGUGUUGAUUUAUGUUCUAGACUGUUGUCUGUCAAUCCAGAGACCCGGAUGUCCUUUGAUGAGUUUCACGAGCAUGACUUUUUGGAAAUUCAGAAAGUGGAGAGAUAAAAGCCAGCAAUAAGUGGUUUCAUUUCUAAAUCACCAUUGAACUGUCUUAGUGAUUUAUAGCUUUGUUUGUAAAUCAUCUCAAUGUUGGUGACCAGGUUUCUAUAUGUUGAUGUCAUUAUGAUGGGUUGUCUGCCAAGAUCUCAGUUGUGAAGCUGCCAUUUCCUGAGUGUGAAAAAAAUAUGAACUCAGCUGCAUUCCUCUUGUCAGUGGAUCGUUCUUGAAUUUAAAGCUUCUAUAAUGAAUACUGUUGCUCCAGCUUUUCAGGCUAAUGGAUAACAUUCUUCCUUGAUUAAGUCUGCCUGUUCUCCUGAAAUCAUAUACCUUCUCCUUUGACAUAAAUGACUAGUAGAGUACAAACCAGCUAUGACAAUCCGAAAGCUUACUUUCAGUCUGCCACACCCCAGCUGAUUGGAUGAGUUUUUCUAUCAUAUGAAGACUUGGUUUAAAAUUGGCUUCAUUUGGCAUCUCAAAUGUGGAUAAAGUAGUUCUGAGUUUCGGGUGGAUAGCCAGAAUGAGUUCCCAGUCAAAUCAUCACUCCCAUGGAUGAGAAUAUGCAGUGCACUAAUUUGGCCUGCCCAGUGGCUAUAGUGCUUUUACGGGAAUGGAG